GUUCAUUAUAUUUUCAUAUGUACACAUAAUAUAUUCAUCACACACACACACACUCACACACAUAUUGUUAGUGCUUGGAAGAUGGUGGUUAAAGUGUACGGUGCAAUCAAGGCUGCUUGCCCACAGAGGGUGUUGGCUUGCCUUGUGGAGCUGGGAGUGGAUUUUGAGCUUAUUCAUAUUGAUCUUGAAACUGGGGAGCACAAAAGUCCAGAGUUUCUACUUCGACAGCCAUUUGGACAAGUUCCUGCCAUAGAGGAUGGAGAUCUCAAACUUUUCGAAUCGAGGGCAAUCAUCCGUUACUACGCAGCCAAGUAUGCAAACAAAAGCCCCAACCUACUAGGAACCACCUUGGAGGAGAGAGCCCUAAUUGAUCAAUGGCUGGAAGUAGAAGCACACAACUUCAAUGACUUGGUGUUCGCUAUGGUGCUUCAUCUUGUGAUCCUCCCCGGGAUGGGGCAGCGUGGCGACAUGGCAUUGGUCCACAGCUCCGAGAACAAGCUCAAGAAAGUGCUGGACGUGUACGAGGACAGGUUGUCGAAGUGCAAGUACCUUGCCGGAGACUCCUUCUCCCUCGCCGACCUGAGCCACCUUCCCGCCAUUAGGUAUCUCGUGAAUGAGGCUGGGAAGGGGCACUUGGUGAGGGAGAGGAAGAAUGUGAAUGACUGGUGGAUGGAUAUCUCAAGCCGCCCUUCUUGGAAGAAAGUCAUGAAAAUGAUGUAUUGACUACUUGCUAUGCUUGGUUGCUUUAUUUUUGUGUGCUUUUGUUCAACCUUCGUGACCUAAGGUUGGUUUUGGUGCCUUUAGUUAAAAGUGAAGUUGUGGCUAGCUUUUUAUUUGUAAGAAGUAUGGCAAUAUAUCUAUUAAUAAAAAAUAUU
Molecule: messenger RNA, 875 nt
Organism: Cornus florida
Lineage: Eukaryota; Viridiplantae; Streptophyta; Magnoliopsida; Cornales; Cornaceae
Product: glutathione S-transferase F11-like
Exons: 3
Coding region: 82-723 (213 amino acids)
Cellular component (GO): cytoplasm
Molecular function (GO): glutathione binding; glutathione transferase activity
Source: RefSeq, a predicted model, not a curated record